AUGAUGACCACCUAUAUCGUGAGGAGGCUGCUCCUCUUCAUUCCCACCAUUCUCAUAGUGACCAUCAUCAUCUUCCUGUUGAUGUGGAUCGUGCCUGGCGACACGGCCAUGCUGAUCCUCACCGGAAACGAUCCCAACGAGGGCGGCAGGGUCAAUCUGGAGGACAUCGAACGGCUGCGGGCCAAGCUGGGCCUGGACCGGCCCGUCCACAUCCAGUACGCCGACUGGAUUUGGGACAUGGUUCGCGGGGAUCUGGGCGAGUCCCUUUGGUACCAGACACCGGUGAUCGACGAACUGGGAGGACGGUUCCUCACCACCAUGCAACUGGCGGUGAUGGGCAUCUUGAUGGCCUUCGUGGUUGCGGUUCCCCUGGGCAUCAUAUCCGCCGUGAAACAGGACACCAAGCUCGAUUACAUCAGCCGGGCUUUUCGCCUUGCUGGGCAUCGCCAUGCCCACCUUCCUCAUCGCCAUCGUCGUCACCUAUAUUCUGGCAUACGUCUUUGA
This is a messenger RNA of Geodia barretti, 504 nucleotides long. The record is from the annotation of a GenBank genome assembly. NCBI's taxonomy places the organism in Eukaryota, Metazoa, Porifera, Demospongiae, Tetractinellida, Geodiidae.